Molecule: messenger RNA, 1953 nt
Organism: Penicillium salamii
Lineage: Eukaryota; Fungi; Ascomycota; Eurotiomycetes; Eurotiales; Aspergillaceae
Source: the annotation of a GenBank genome assembly
AUGGCUCAACGUCAGCUGUCCCGUACGCUCCCCAAGAACUUCACUUUCUCCCUCGAAAAUGAGCCCAAGACUCCCGAGCGGCGCAACACCAUCAUCGACGUCCCGCCUCCUCCUCGUCACUCAAUCCACAGCUGUCGUCUACCCCGACAAAGGGCGCGCGCUGGUACCAAUGUUUGCGCACGCGUGGAUAUGGAUAUUUUCCAGUUCAAAGGCUCCGACGUGCCACUGCCGUCGAUCGAAGUUCCGCAAUCAAGUGACUUCAACGCGCCUAUCCUUGGUGACGGCCUCAACGAUGAGGGAUUCCUUGCGCCUCCUCGCUCACGUAUGGAGUUUAAGACACCACCUGCGCAGAUCCGUGGCACUCCGCUAGACAUGGGCGACACCGAGAGCAAAUGGCCCUCAUGGGACCAGACACCCGCUCCUAACAGUAUCAAGCGCCCAGGCUCAGCCUGCUCAAGCUUUUCUAACUCUUCUGUCGAAUCCAUUGAAACAUUCGCGUCGCGACCAUCAGUAGGAAGCUGCACCAGUGUCGAGAGUGACCUUUUUGAUUCAUACUUCCCUUUGGAGAUUCCCAAGGAAUCCGAGAUGGAGUCGCCUUCACGACCUCAGAAGCAGACCGUGCAUGUGAAGAAGGCCCAGACCUGCUGGACCCGUGAGAUGGACAACCAUUUGUGGAACACCUACCAAAUCUACCUCCAGGACCCUACCAUGACCCCCUUCAAGAUGACACCGGGAAGUAUUCCUCCUCUUGGCGUCACAUCGCGAGUUUCCCGCCGUGCUAGGAAGACCUGGGAAAAGAAGCGCAGUCGCAUUGGCGCUUCUGCCGAGAAUGCCUUUGGAGCCUCCACCCCCAAGGCACAGGCCGAGGGAGCCCUACCAUCAUGGCCGAAGUCUGACUCUAAAACUCGACGACGCCUCAAGUUGCUCUGUCGUCGCAAGUUCUCUAUCUCUCCUCACUACCAGCGCAUCAUGCAAUCUCGGACCCCCGAACCCACGACGGAGGUCACGGAGAUGUAUGGGCCUCCCGAGGAUACCCGAGUACAAGACUUUGCCAACAACUCAGCCUACGCGACUCGCGACCUUGGUGUCUCACUUGUCAGCUCCCAGCCGACACCCCUUACCCGAGUCACACAAGACUUCCCGUCCACCGAAAACUGGUUCAACGACCCAGUUCCCGACAACGUCCUGCCCGCUGUGGCGAGGACUCCAGGCCACCUCCGUGUUGGAUCAGCCCCCAGUAUCCCGCGCCUGGGAUCACCGUUCGUCUACAAUACAUGGGCCCCAGGGAGAUCAAACCGCCAGGCUCAUGCUUCCAAAACCCCUCGACGCGAAACCAUCCAUGCUCCUGGUGGCCGUGCCCGCCGCAACACGUACUUGGACCAAUCCGUGCAAAAUCCCGACGACGUUUUUGCCGCGACACCGCAUAAGAACACCAAUCCCUCAGAGGAAGAGGUCGACCGUCGCCUUGAGGACUACGUCCGCGACAACAAGUUCCAAAACAUGGGUCAUGGCCGAGUUCGUGUUCGUAACCGUGGUGCCACCACUGGUGCUGUGAACCCGCGCGAUAUGGACCAGCUCUUCUCUCCACCUUCUUCACUCAACUCGGGCCCGAUUGAACCCGAAGAGACCACCCCUCUCGGCAAGCCGAACAAUCCAUUGUUGGAUCUUGGCGAAAACAUCAAACGCCUUGGCUCACCUUUCCGGAUUGAAGGAGGUUUCAAACGCCGUGAACCUCCCUCUCGACCCUCUCGGGCUGUGCCUACACUUUCUGAUCCCUUCUCGAGCGGUGAUCCAUCUUACGUUGCGCCCCAUGACGCCACGUCUCCCAUGCAGGUCUCACCAACUCAGAUCCACGAGAAAGCACCUCUGCCAUACAACGCCAAUGAGGAUGGUCUUUCUGAUGCUGAGCGGAUUCGCCGGCAAAUCUUGAAUAUGCCUUUUACGCGCAACUAG